Morone saxatilis (striped sea-bass) is the source of this 791-nucleotide messenger RNA. RefSeq names its product signal recognition particle 9 (gene srp9). Gene Ontology annotation, biological process: negative regulation of translational elongation; SRP-dependent cotranslational protein targeting to membrane. Gene Ontology annotation, cellular component: signal recognition particle, endoplasmic reticulum targeting. Gene Ontology annotation, molecular function: 7S RNA binding. The record is from RefSeq and is a predicted model, not a curated record. NCBI's taxonomy places the organism in Eukaryota, Metazoa, Chordata, Actinopteri, Moronidae.
GUGUUUACAAUACAAGACGGACCAGGCCCAGGACGUGAAGAAGAUCGAAAAGCUCCACGGGAAACUAAUGAGACUCAUGGUGUCCAAGGAGACGCACAGCGGUGCCAUGGAGACGGACUAAUAUGCUCUAGAAGCACCUGGACUGAGUUCAGUGGACAGACACAGUAGUUGAUGAGGGCAUAGUACCAUCGGAGUGCGAUGUGGCGGUCGUGAAGAGGGAGUGUGAUGAUGAGAUUGAUCUGGCUGCCUACACUGAUUUAAUACUGUCAGAGAUGUGAUUAUACGUACUGUAUAUAUUUUAUUAUCUCAGGAUUCAGUUUUUUAUGAUUCUUUCUUAGUCAUUAAAAAUCCCAUUAUCUGGCUUUUCCUUUUCAGGCAUUUUGAUCACAUCCCUGAUGGUAUUAAUAUACAGUAAGGUCACUAUAGGCUGCUGGGAACUUGUAGGAAAUGUAGAGAUGGAGAAUGAGUGGGGUUGGGGGAAUGGGGAACAAAACGUACAAAUCCUCUGCUGCUGUGUAAGCAGCUUUGGCACCUUGAUUCUUUUUAGGAGCCUGCAUUUAUUUUCAGUUUUAAAGGGGACAUAAAAGACGGGCAAUGAAGACGUUGCAUGUCUUUUUCUAUUUACAUCAUGUAGCUCUGUUGGAUUCAUUUUCAGCACAGCGAUUUGUUUCAUUAUGUCUGUCCUCAUGGACUCGUGCCACAUGAAUGAAGCAGGACCUUCUGAUUUCCAAACAACGGUGUGGAGAAACCCGCGAUUUCUACCGAGAAACCCCCACACGUGCAAAUGCCAU